Molecule: messenger RNA, 2284 nt
Organism: Malurus melanocephalus (red-backed fairy wren)
Lineage: Eukaryota; Metazoa; Chordata; Aves; Passeriformes; Maluridae
Gene: LUM
Product: lumican
Exons: 3
Coding region: 434-1465 (343 amino acids)
Molecular function (GO): protein binding
Source: RefSeq, a predicted model, not a curated record
AAAUAAGUUGGAAAACAACAGCCUGUUUGAAAUUUGUUUUACAAUCUAGAAUGUUUUCCCUCUAAAACACAAAAAUUCUUUGUAUAGAUCUAUGGCUUCUAAACUUUCUCAGGUUUGUGAAGUAUCAUUCCCUGAUCCCACAGGAGCAGCAGAUGGGUUGUCCUUGUACGAAAUAUGGUGUCCACCUGCACUUCAUUAGAGAGCUGCAUUUUUGUACAUGCCACACCACAAGAUCACCAUGAUGACAGAGCAGCUUCAGAGAACAGUGUGACUAGGGCUUUUUUUUUCCCCUCUUGUAACAGAGGAUCUGGCAGACUUUUACCUCCUGACACUGUUUAGAGCAUAUAUUGGUCGAUACAGUCUCUUACUGCAUCUGCUCUGGGAAUUAAGGAAAGCAGCUUCAAGGCAGUAAGGAACAAGACACAUUAGAAAGAUGACUUUGAGCUCUCUACCUAUCUUUCUGCUAUUGAUUAGUGGCAUUUUCUGCCAGUAUGACUACGGUCCUGGAGAUGAUUAUGGUUAUGAUCCUUUUGGGCCAUCUGCAGCAGUCUGUGCCCCAGAAUGUAAUUGUCCUUUAAGCUACCCUACUGCCAUGUAUUGCGACAAUCUGAAGCUGAAAACCAUUCCAAUUGUACCAAGUGGAAUAAAAUACCUUUAUCUGCGAAACAAUAUGAUUGAGGGAAUUGAAGAGAAUGCAUUUGACAAUGUAACAGACCUGCAGUGGCUGAUCCUGGAUCACAACCAUUUGGAAAAUUCAAAAAUUAAGGGAAGAGUCUUCUCUAAACUAAAGAAUCUGAAGAAACUCCACAUUAACUACAACAAUUUGACUGAAGCUGUUGGACCACUCCCCAAAACUCUAGAUGACCUGCAAUUAAGUCACAACAAGAUCACAAAAGUCAACCCUGGUGCACUUGAGGGGCUGAUGAAUCUGACUGUCAUUCACCUCCAGAACAACCAGCUGAAAGCAGAUUCUAUUUCGGGGGCUUUUAAAGGCCUGAAUUCACUUUUGUAUCUUGACUUAAGCUUCAAUCAACUUACAAAGCUACCAACAGGACUGCCUCACUCCUUGCUCAUGCUGUAUUUUGAUAAUAACCAGAUUUCCAAUGUUCCUGAUGAGUACUUCCAAGGUUUUAAAGCCCUGCAAUAUUUACGUUUAUCCCACAAUAAAUUAACAGAUUCUGGAAUACCAGGUAAUGUCUUCAACAUCACAUCACUGGUUGAGUUGGAUCUCUCCUUCAAUCAGCUGAAAAGCAUUCCAACUGUCAGUGAGAACCUGGAAAACUUCUACCUCCAAGUCAACAAAAUUAACAAGUUCCCAUUGAGCAGUUUCUGUAAGGUGGUGGGACCAACGACCUAUUCCAAGAUCACACAUUUACGCCUGGAUGGAAACAAUCUGACUCGGGCUGACCUGCCACAGGAGAUGUACAACUGCCUUCGGGUGGCUGCUGAGAUUUCACUGGAGUGAGACACCUGGGAUCAGCCAGUUCCCUUCCAGGGGCACUAACUGCAGGAAUAAUACACCGUGAUAGUACUUUAAAAUUAGGAUUUGCCUUAAAGCAAGAGUCAAUCUUCAUAUWAUCCAUUCUGUUUUUAAUAUUUAGCAUGCACUUGGCAGCCUUAAGGUAACGUGCAUAUUUUUACAAAUGGUUCUAUUUAGAAAGCAAAAGAAUUACCAAAUCUGGUGCAAAAUAUGCCUUCAUCUGGCUAGGUGAGAUGAUGAAAAAGAUUAAACUUGAUAAAAAUCUAUAUCCAUGCAUGURAUACAUGCCAGCAGUUUCCAGACUCACAGGGAAGUCAGGUGGGUUUCAUCAUGGGUUAUACUGAGCAGUAUGGGCUGGCCUGUGUAAAUACAAGAUUCCUGUCCAGCUUUUCUAAUUGUCAAGAUUUUUCUAYGUUGUUAUCCAUUACAAAGGAAAAAAUUAUUUUACAAUCUACGAGCAAUUUAAAAUUUAUGAAAAUAUGUGUUCAUAGCCUAUGACAUUUUUUAAAUUAAUAGAAUAUGAGAAAGAUAACAAGGAAAAAAUAUUCAGGUUAAAGAAUUUUUUACUCUUCUUUUUGUCAUACUUUCAUUUAACCUUCAUGGUAAGAUCUUUAUCCAUUGCUGGUAUAAUUGUUAUUUCAAAAUAAAUCAUAUAUACAAAUAUUUUUACUCAAUUACUUGCAUGCUACUUUUAACCAGAUGUAGAAAAUAAAACAUAUCAARUAGUGUUCUUUUGUCCAUAUAACUGUCAACUAUGUUUCUUUCUUUUAUAAAAUGAAAAGAACAGGUUAAGACAAGAAAAUC